AACAGCCAGACAGACAACUUGCGCCACCCACUAGCUGUAGUAGAGGAGCCAAUCAUAGUGGAGGUGAUGUUUAGGAACCCUCUGAAGGUUUCUCUGGCUCUGUCCAACCUCUCACUCCUCUGGAGGUUCACUGCCGAUGGUGUGUCUCCAUUGAAGGAGAAGACCACUGAAGAGUUGGCAGGAGAGGCCAUCACCAAUGAGGAGACCAUGACUCCAGGGAUGACACAGAAAGAUGAUAUUGUCACCACUGAGGUAAUCCUGGAGUUUCAUAUGGGUCCAGAGGAGACCAAAAUGGCUCGGCUCAGGCUGCUGCCACAUAGAACUGGCCAGCUGAACAUUGUGGGUGUAGUGUACAACCUGGCUGCAGCCUCCUCUGGACAGAUGGCUCCCAGCACUGAGGGCCAGCAGACUUUUGAUCUGAUGGUGGUUCGGGGCAGACAGGACUUAAAGAUCCAGGGCCCAAGACUCAACCAGACCAAAGAGGACAAGAUGUUGGUUCGACAUGGUCCUGAUCGACGCCUGGAUCCCAUCAUAACACCACCCAUGCCCCUAAUGGAGGUCUUCUUCUUGCAGUUUCCCACUGCUCUGCUGUGUGGUGAGAUCAGGAAGGCCUAUGUUGAGUUCUGUAAUGUCAGCAGUGUUGCUUUGUGCGGACUUCGAGUGGCAUCCACACACCCUGAUUUCUUCACUUUUGGUAGCCAUGCCACAACACCCCUCACACCGACCUCAGCUGAAAACUGCUCGGCCUAUAAAACCUUAGCCACACACCCCCAGCCAGGCUCAGUGGCAUCUGAGAUUUUGGUUUCAGCUGAGGACUUCAGCCAGCCGUCCAGUGUGAUGGAGAUCCCAAUACAUGGCAGCACGCUGCAACCGGGGGAGUCCACCCAGCUGCCUCUCUGGCUCAGAGGACCAGACCAGGAGGGAGUCCAUGAAAUCAACUUCUUGUUCUACUAUGAAAGCACGGAGAAAGGAAUCAAAAUCAGUCAUCGGGUGUUGCGUCACACAGUGUUUAUCUGUGCCAGUCGCUCUCUGAGUGUGCAGGCGGUGGCCUGCCGCAGCAGUGUUCCUCCACAUCAAAGUCAGGAUGACAAAGGCAGCGGUGGAACACUGGUCUUUAUUGAUGUGGAGAACAUUAAUACGAGUGAAGCUGGUGUGCGUGAGUUCCACAUCAUCCAGGUGUCCAGCAGCAGUCAGCACUGGCGCCUCCACAAGUGUAUCAACCCAGCCAAGGAUAAAGACUGUAAACUCACCAGCAGAGAAAGAGCCAAGCUGUGUUUCAGGGCCACACGAUGCAGGCCCCACCAAGAUACCUCGGAUGCCGUGGAAAAAUACACCUUUGCAGACCUGAAUCUGGGAAAUGAACGGAUAAUCAGUUCUUCCACACCCUGUGGAGAUUUCUUCUUCCGUGGUUGUCGGACCUCAGAGUCUCAGCGAGUAUAUGUGGCAUCAUCCAGGACAUCCUCCAGCAGCAAGACUCUCAUCAAUGAGGACAGAGACUCUGACAUCACCCACAUUGUCAAGAAAUGUAAUGAGCUGGACCUCAACAUAAUCGUCAUCUGGAAGGCCUAUGUGGUUGAGGACAACAAACAGCUGAUCCUUGAGGGCCAACUCCAUGUGGCGCUGCAGACCAUUGGCAAAGAGGCCAGUUCUCUGACUGCCAGAGAGGAGGCGCAGGAAAUGGUGCUGCUCAAGUUUAAAUCAGAACUGCCUCCCCCAGUUGUCCUGCCCUCUGCAGAGCUGUCGCAACUCAUCAAAAUCAACCUGCACUACCCUGAGACCUACACACAUUCGUUUGUCCAGGCUAGUCUCUGUGUGGUGCCUGUUACUCUGACUCUGUCCAACUGCUCCUUGGCUCAGGUGGAUGUCAUCAUUGACAUGCAGCACAAAAGCACCAGCACGGAGUCUCUGGAGGUCCACAGCUCUUUUACCUGGGUGGGUCAGACCCAGUAUAAGCUGCAGCUGAAGCCUCAGGAGGUGCUGUGCCUGACCCUGAGAGCCUGUUUCCUCCAGGCAGGAGUCUACAACCUUAACACGCACCGAGUCUUUGCCAAGCCAGCUGAGCAGGCCGCCAUGUGUGAGACGAGCCAGCAGACAGCUAGUCCUGCUCUCAUAAUCAUCAACAAUGCCUGAGCAGAGCGUCAUGGCCUGCAUACAGGAGGACCUGGACUUCAGGAGUCCAUCAGCUGCUACUGUACACAUAUAACCAUACUUUUGCUUCUUGAUUAAUACUGGACAGCAGGAAACACAGAUGUUUUGUACCAAUUGGUAAAAUAGAAAAAGGUUUAUUUACAACAAACAGCUUCAGUUUAUACAGAUUGAUGAGGUUGAUCUACAGAUGAAGUGGCCAGACAGUUUAUGGACCUCAGAACUAUGUAGUCUCAUCAGCCAAGUAUCAAAGAAUUUCACUUGCAUGUUACUUUUUCUGUACGACAUCCCAGCCCUCCGUACCUCUACUGUCUCCACCCACUCUUUACCCUUCUGUUACCAGCAUCUCAAACAAAACUUGUUUGGAACCUAACAAAAGCUAUGUCAUCUGGCUGACACAUGCUGAUGUUGACUCUGGAAUGGUGACUCUGAUCUAAAGUCAAAAAGCAAAGUCAGAGACAAACCGCUGUACUUAUUUUUGACCGGGGGCUGGGUCCCCAAGUGAUCCCCAAGUGGUGUGAGCACUUAACACUUGGGGAUCAGUUUUUGUUUGAUUAGCUAGACUGGUCCUUAGUUCGUAAAUCUGUGGACUGAUGCUUUAAAUAUAACCUCAAUCUGCAAAUAUACUGAAUUCUGGACAGUGUAUGAGCAGUUGUCAUGAAAUGUCAGUUGUCGUUCUAACAAGAACUGUUCACAUCCUGAAUAUUGUACGCACAUGUUGAUUGUCACAUUCAGUCUACAGCUUCGGGCAUCCAGCUACUCCUGAAGUACUUGUCAAGAGGCUGACCACUGAAGCCAAUCUUACUGCCCACUCUGUAUGAUUUUCACUGACAGUACAACAGACUACCCAUAUUGCUUAUGUGCAUGCAGGUGAUUUUUGAGUCCAGCCAAUCAAUCAACAUACCCUCCUAACCUGUGUGUUUAACCCCACCAUGUUGUGAUUGACUUGACAGCUUUUCUGAAAAUGAUGUAUUAUAUUUAUAUAACAAAUUUGAUGUAAAUAGAAAAUAAAACUUACUAAUAACUAA
This is a messenger RNA of Micropterus salmoides (largemouth bass), 3173 nucleotides long. Its product is annotated as trafficking protein particle complex subunit 8-like. The transcript has 15 exons. The record is from RefSeq and is a predicted model, not a curated record. Gene Ontology annotation, cellular component: TRAPPIII protein complex; cytoplasmic vesicle; phagophore assembly site. Gene Ontology annotation, biological process: protein localization to phagophore assembly site; endoplasmic reticulum to Golgi vesicle-mediated transport. NCBI's taxonomy places the organism in Eukaryota, Metazoa, Chordata, Actinopteri, Centrarchiformes, Centrarchidae. The coding region runs from base 67 to 2130 and encodes 687 amino acids.